Lolium perenne is the source of this 1116-nucleotide messenger RNA. RefSeq names its product growth-regulating factor 12-like. Gene Ontology annotation, molecular function: ATP binding. Lineage: Eukaryota; Viridiplantae; Streptophyta; Magnoliopsida; Poales; Poaceae. Gene Ontology annotation, biological process: developmental process; DNA-templated transcription; regulation of DNA-templated transcription. Gene Ontology annotation, cellular component: nucleus. The record is from RefSeq and is a predicted model, not a curated record.
CGGCAGCGCACCGUCCCUUCAGUUCCCUUCCCUCUACUCAAAAACCUGCACGCGCUACACCACUCUGCCUGCCUCUAUAGCGAGAACACCAGCAAGUGAGCAGCUACGGACAAGCCACGCACUCGCACCUACACGAACACCGGGAGGAGGAGGGAGACUCCAAUGUCCAAUCCACGGAUGACAGAUCGAAGGCAGGCCGACUCGCCGCCGUCCAAGCUCCCCCGCCUCUCCGGCGCCGACGCCUAUGACGGGGCGGUGACCGUGGCGGCGACCGCGACGGCGCCGCUGGUUCUUGGGCUGGGUCUCGGCGUGGGCGGCAGCCGCAGCGACAGCAGCGGGAGCGACGCGGAGGCGACGCCGCCGCCGGCCGUGAGGCGGCCGGCGGCGGCGGCGCUGACGUUCAUGCAGCGGCAGGAGCUGGAGCACCAGGUGCUCAUCUACCGCUACUUCGUGGCCAGCGCCCCCGUGCCCGUCAACCUCGUGCUCCCCAUCUGGAAGAGCGUCGCCGCCUCCUCCGCCUCGCAGCGGUUCCCGUCCCUGGCGGGUCUGGGGAGGCUGUGCUUCGACCACAGGAGCAGCAUGGAGCCGGAGCCGGACCGGUGCCGGCGCACGGACGGCAAGAAGUGGCGGUGCUCGCACGGCGUGGUGCCGGGGAGCAAGUACUGCGAGCGGCACGUCCACCGAGGCCGCGGCCGUUCAAGAAAGCUUGUGGAAGCGGCGGCGGCCACCUCAGCCGUCCCGAUCCGUGCAAUCCACGCCGCCGACGCGCAGGCUGGGAGCACCAACGCGCACGCGCCGCAACAGCCGCAGCCGCAGCAGCGCCUCGGCUUCGCCUCCCCCGCCGGCGUCUUCCUCGCCCACGGCACCGCCCGUGCCACCUGAUGUCCGCAUUCCUCGCUAGUGAUCGUUUGCUUGUUCGUUAGGAUUUUUAGGAGGAACUGGAACUGAAAAUCUCCGAGGAUUAUGCUGUCUGUAAUCUUUUAUUUGCGCCUUGACCAGGCCUCGGUGUUGGCGGUUCGUCAAAGCUCGACGGCAUGCGUAGGCUGCCUUGUUUACUGCAACUCUGUAGUAUGUGCCUGCGCGCAGCAGCGACACAGACAGACUGACAUGGCUGAA